AUGCCUAAUGGCAACCUCGAUUACCAAUUGUCUCUUAAGGCACCAAAGUAUGGUCUGUAUGGACAACUAACAGAGAAGAGUGAUGUGUAUAGUUAUGAUAUGGUCAUUCUGGAAAUCAUGAGUGGAAGAAAAGUGCUUGAUACUUUGAAUUCAUCUGCAAAUUCACUGACAAAUUGGAUAUGGACACUUGUGGAAUCAGGAAAUAUGAUGGAAAUAUUUGAUGAGUCAAUAAGAAAAGGGCCCCAAAAAAUUAUGGAAAGGUUUGUUGUUGUUGGCAUGCUAUGUGCUCAUGUUGUGGUAGCUUUAAGGCCUACUAUUGCUAAGGCCCUUAAGAUGUUAGAGGGUGACAUUGGCAUUUCCCCAUUACCUGACAGACCAAUGCCAAUCAUAAAACUAAUCAUUUCAAGUUAA
This is a messenger RNA of Sphenostylis stenocarpa, 411 nucleotides long. NCBI's taxonomy places the organism in Eukaryota, Viridiplantae, Streptophyta, Magnoliopsida, Fabales, Fabaceae. The record is from the annotation of a GenBank genome assembly.